Messenger RNA from Aspergillus fijiensis CBS 313.89, 2205 nucleotides. Its product is annotated as P-loop containing nucleoside triphosphate hydrolase protein. Lineage: Eukaryota; Fungi; Ascomycota; Eurotiomycetes; Eurotiales; Aspergillaceae. The transcript is spliced from 4 exons. Gene Ontology annotation, molecular function: 4 iron, 4 sulfur cluster binding; ATP-dependent FeS chaperone activity; protein binding. The record is from RefSeq and is a predicted model, not a curated record. Gene Ontology annotation, biological process: iron-sulfur cluster assembly. Gene Ontology annotation, cellular component: cytosol. Bases 1 to 2205 code for a protein of 734 amino acids.
AUGGAGCACCAAGCAGCUCACGAUGAGCUAGUAUCCCAGUUCUGUGCUAUGUCUGGCACUGAUGCCGCAGUAGCUCAAGAAUACCUGGCGGCCAGCGAAUGGGACCUCGAAGCCGCAGUGACCGAGUUCUUUGCCGAGCAGGACGAAGCUAUGCAGGGCGCAAACACAGGCUCAGGGCAGCGCUUAGGAGCGGAAACGGGGCCAGUCGCCGGUCGCACACUCGGUGGGAGUUCAUCCCAGUCUCCAUCCACUACCCCGCAGCCGUCCUCGUCGCGCAGGACCGGACCGAAGAAGAGAUUCGCGACGUUGGGCGAUUUUGCCUCCGGGGCUGGUGAAUCCUCGGAGGAGGAGGACUCCGUGAACCAGGAUUUCUUCGCGGGAGGGGAAAAGUCUGGCCUCGCCGUGCAGAACCCGGACGACAUCAAGAAGAAGAUUAUCGAGAAGGCCAAGAGAACUCAGCCGCCCUCCUCGGAUGAACCAAGCAGACAGUCGCACUUCACGGGCACAGCACGUACCCUCGGUGGCGAUGAUGCUCCGAGCAGGGUAAUCGAAGCCCCGAGCGCGCCCGCUACGCAAGUGCCGCAACGAGUCCAGAGAACGCUUCAUUUCUGGGCCGACGGAUUCUCCGUCGACGAUGGCGAGCUGUACCGCUCCGAUGACCCCCGGAACGCAGAGAUCUUGGAGGGGAUCCGACAGGGUCGUGCUCCUCUCUCGAUCAUGAACGUACAGUCUGGCCAAGAGGUGGACGUGGAAAUCAACCAGCACGAGGAGAAAUACGUCAAGCCAAAGCCCAAGUACAAACCCUUUUCUGGCCAGGGGCAGCGACUGGGAAGCCCUACGCCUGGCGUGUCGACCUCUGCCGCGGCCCCAGCCCCAGCUCCAGCUCCAGCAAGUCAGGCCUCAGAGCCACCUAAGCCUACUGUCGAUGAAUCUCAGCCCACCAUCACCCUGCAAAUCCGCCUUGGCGAUGGCACACGACUCACGUCUCGCUUCAACACUACCCACACGAUUGGGGAUGUCUACGAAUUUGUGUCUGCGUCCAGCCCCGCUAGCCAGUCCCGCCCGUGGGUCUUGAUGACUACGUUCCCCAGCAAGGAUCUUACGGACAAGGGUGCUGUCCUGGGGGAAAUGGCCGACUUCAAGAGGGGCGGCGUUGUGGUCCUCUCCGGCAAAGGCGGCGUCGGCAAAUCCUCCGUGACGCUGCAGCUGGCCCUGGCGCUCUCCCUGCAGGGCAAAUCCGUGGGGAUCCUCGACAUCGACCUCACGGGGCCCUCGAUCCCGCGCUUAGUCGGCCUGGAAGAUGCAAAGAUCACGCAAGCGCCCGGCGGCUGGCUGCCUGUUCCCGUGCAUACCGCUGUAGAUGCACCAGCCUCAGCAUCGCCAUCGCCACCUUCUCCUACCCCUACCACCACAACGACACCCGCUCAAGACCACCACCAAGAACCCACCACAUCCACCCCCUCAAAGACCUCCUCCCCCUCCACCCCCCGCGGCCCACUACACUGCAUGUCCCUCGGCUUCCUGCUACGCUCCCGCUCCGACGCCGUCAUCUGGCGCGGCCCCAAGAAAACCGCCAUGAUCCGACAAUUCCUCUCGGACGUCCUCUGGGGGGAGACCGACUAUUUGCUGGUCGACACCCCGCCCGGCACGAGCGACGAGCACAUCGCCCUCGCCGAGCAGCUCCUCACGCUGUGCAGCACCGGCCCUACCUCACCCUCCUCCGCCCCUCAAUCCCCAGCGACGCAGGCAACGCCCCCCCGCCUCGCCGGCGCCAUCCUCGUAACCACCCCGCAGGCCAUCGCCACCUCCGACGUGCGCAAGGAAGUCAACUUCUGCGUCAAGACGCAGAUCCCCACGCUCGGCGUAAUCGAGAAUAUGUCCGGGUAUACGUGUCCGUGCUGUGGGGAGGUGACGAAUCUGUUUUCGAGCGGGGGCGGGGAGGUUAUGGCGAGGGAGAUGGGGGUCAGGUUUCUGGGGAGCGUGCCGGUGGAUGUUGGGUUUGGGGCGUUGGUGGAGGGGAGGGGGAUUGGGGCGGAUGGGGAGGGGAGUGAUCAGGAGGAGGAUGCGGAGGAGGAACAGAAAAAGGAAAAGGAAAAGGAAAAGGUGGAUGAUGAUCGGCCUUUGGUUGAGAAGUAUCGGGAGGGGUGGUCGUAUGCUCGGUUUGAGGGGUUUGCGAGGACGUUGAUUGCGGAGAUUGAGGGGUAG